Molecule: messenger RNA, 4554 nt
Organism: Plasmodium reichenowi
Lineage: Eukaryota; Apicomplexa; Aconoidasida; Haemosporida; Plasmodiidae
Exons: 2
Coding region: 1-4554 (1517 amino acids)
Molecular function (GO): protein binding
Source: RefSeq, a predicted model, not a curated record
AUGAUGUAUACUUUUGAAAAAAAAGAAGAAGAAAGGUACCUGACUAAGGCCAUCUAUGCAUAUGGGAUAAAUAAAAAUAUAUAUAAUCCCUUUUAUAUAUUAGAUGACAAUUCAAUUUUUUACUGUGUAGGUACAAAUGGAGUUUUACAUUCCAUUAUAGAAAAAAAACAAAAGUUUUUAUUAAGUCAUGAAAGUAGUUAUGGUAUCAUAUGCUUAGGUAUUAGUUUUGAUAAGAAAUUACUUGCUUUAGGAGAAAAAUCUGUAAACAAGCCAUAUAUUUCUAUUUUUUCUAAUGGUACCCAUAAAUUGAUAAAAAGACUAACUUUAGAUAUAUCUGACAAUGCAAGUAGAAUAAUGAAUAUAUGUUUUUCUUCUAAGAAUAAAUAUAUUUAUUGUAUAACUAAUGGAAAUACUAAGAGUUUAUUUUUAUGUUAUGAUUGGUUAAAAGAAAAAUUAAUGUUUAGCAAAAUAUUCCCCUUUUCUCUUUUUAGUAACAUAUGUGAAAUAUGUAUAAAUCCACACAAUUCUUCUUACAUAGCUUUAUUAUCUAUAAGUGUCUUAAAAAAUGUAAUAGAUAUAGAUCCUAUAAAUGAUGAGGUGAAAACAGAAGCGUGUGUGUCUAUGAAUAAUGAUAAAAAGAAAAAAGACCGAAAAAAAGAAGAUGUAAAAAAUAAAGAUAAUUAUAAUGUUAAUUGUAACAAUAAUAAUAAUAUGGAUAUCAAUUCUAUUGACAAUAUAGAUGAUAAGUCAUCUAAUAAUGAAGUUAGAAAUAUAUUUCUUUAUCACAAUGUAGAUAAAAAUUUAGAUGAUAUUGUGAUAAAGAAUAAGAAACUGGAAAAGAUUGAUAAUAAUUUUACAAAUUGUUGUUGGUUAAAUGAUGGUAUAUUAUUACUUAUUAAUAAAAAUAAUUAUAUAAUUUUUUAUGAUGUUAAAAAAGAGAAAUUGAAAAUAUAUAAUAAACAUGUUAGUAGUAAAGAAAUAAUAAAGGUUAUAAGUAUGACUAAAGGUUUUGCAGUAUUUGAUAAUUAUUUUAUUUAUGUAUAUGAAAAAUCUUCUGACUUAAGUAUGCCUUUAUGUUAUUUAUUAAAAUAUUAUGUGCGUUUUAAUUAUAAUAUAUUGUAUAAUAGUUAUUGUUUAUUUUCUCCUUGUGAAAAGAUGUUAUAUUUUUUGGAAAAGGAUGGAAAUAUAAAAAGAUAUGAUGUGGCUAAAAGGAAAGUUGCAUUUGUAAAUAAUGAAAAAGUAAAUUAUGAAAGUUUAAGAAAUAAAACAAAUAUGAAGGAAGAUUUAAAAACUACAAAUAAAGAAUGUGAUGACACAAAUUUAAUAAAUAAUAAUAAUAAUAAUAAUAAUAAUUAUGAUAAGAUAAAUUGUACUAGUUAUAUUCACAAGAGUUGUAAUGAGAGUUUCUCAGGAGAUGAGAAUGGAAAAGAAGAAGAUCAUUUCGAUCUAGAAACAGUUGUAUAUAAUAUUGGAUCUAGUAAAAUUAAUGAUUUUGAUGUUUGUUUAAAACAUCCAUUAAUAAUAUUAUGUUAUGAAGAUAAUAUGAUAAGAAUUCUUAAUUAUAGGAAAAAAGAAGUAGUAUUAGAAAAUUCAUUUAAUAAUGAACCUUUACAUUUAUCUAUUCAUUGUUCAGGACAUUUAUUAAUGGUAGCAUUUACAGAUAAAUUAAGAAUUUUCCAUAUUUUAUAUAAUAAAUUGAAAAUAAAAAAAGAAUUUUUUUUAAAAAAUUGUUCUUGUUGUAAAUAUUCAAAUGGUGGAAAUUUUAUGGCAGUAUCUAAAAUAUCUACUAUAUAUAUAUAUAAAACUUAUACAUAUGAACUUUUAUAUGUAUUAAAAUCUCAUGUUAAUUAUAUUUCUGAUAUAAUUUGGAGUAGUAAUGAUUUCUCUAUAUUUUCUAUAGGACAAGAUGGAUAUUUUUUUGAAUAUUCAUUAUAUAAUAAUGGAAAUAAAAUGAUUGAGGUAUUACAAAAAGAAAAAAAAUUUUUAUGUAUUGAUCUAGAAUUCCUAGAUGAUAUGAAUAAAAAAAAUGUAUAUGGAGAAGGUAAUAAUUUGGAUAAAAAACAGAAAAAGUAUGAUAAUGAAUAUAAAAGCUUAAAUAAUUUAUCUUCAAAUGAAAUUAAAAAUAUAUAUAUAUCAUCUGAUGACAAAACAAUUAAACAGUUUUGUAAUUCAAAAAUGGAAUGUGUAUUAGAAUGUGAAUAUAUAAUAAAUAAAAUUUUGUUAUAUAAAAAUAAAUUUCUUAUAGCUACAUAUCACAAUGGAUAUUUUUCGCGUAUAAGAUUUUAUACAUUACCUUUAUCUGGAAUAUAUUUAGAAAUUCCAUGUCAUAUAUUAAAUUGUGUUAAUUUAAAAUUUGAUAUAAAUAUGGAAUUACUUUUUAGUUGUUCAAAGGAUGGUUCAAUAUAUAUCUUUUCGAUUGAAAAGGUUGAAAAUGCUUUUAUAUUUUCGCAAAAUAUGAAAAAUAAUCAGGUAGAUAUAAAUAAAAAUAUAUACCCAAAUGGUAAUAAAUAUAAUCUACAUGAUCAAAAUGAAACCAUAAAUUUGUAUGAACAUAAUAAUAAUGAUAAUAAAACAAAUGAGACAUAUGGGGAUGACAUGAAAAAAAAAAGGGACAUAUUAAAUAAUGAUGAUAUAGACAGAAUUAAUAAGAUAGAAAAUAAAAAAAAAAAUGUUCAUUUGCACAAUGGAGAUGAUAAUAAUAAUAAUAGAGGUGAUAAUUUAAACAGUUGUAGUGAACAUAUGAAAAAUAAUAAUAAUAAUAGUAAUAAUUCACAUAUAUUUAAUAGUCCUAUUCAACAUAAUGAUGGUGGUGGUCAUCAUGAUGACUUAACCAGCCCAAAAGAACUUUGCCUGUCAGAUUUAAACAACGAUUCUUUUAAAAAUGAUGAUAAUAAAAAUGUUAAUUUAUCAAAAGAACAAAUGAAAUUAUUACAAAAUAAUAUUUUGCUAUACGAUUUAUCAAAUAAAAUUAAUUAUUCCCUAAAUGAAGAAGAAAAGGAUAAUGAAGAAAUAUUAAUCGAUUUUUUUUAUGUACAGAAAAAAAACAAAGAAUAUUUAGAACUAGAAAAAAAAAUUAACAAUCUCAAAAAUCAAAUGGAUUUAGAAAUGAAAAAUAAAGAAUCUAUUUAUAAAAAUGAAUUGAAAAAAUUAAAAAAAGAAAAAAAUUUAGAAAUUAGAAAUUUAAUGAAAAUAAAUAAAAGUUUAGUUAAAGAAAAAGAAAAAAUGGAAAAUACAUGUAAAGAGUCCUUAUAUGAAUUAGAAGAGAAACAUACAUAUUUUGUAAAUCAAUUGAAUUCUCAAUUUUAUUUAACAAAUAAAAUAAGUGAAGAGAAAUUUUUAAAAGUACAAGAAGAAUUUAAUUUAUAUAAAAAAAAUUCUACCACAGAAAUUUUGGAACUUAAAAAUCAACAUCAAAUACAAAUAAAGGAAUUGCAAAGAGAAAAAGAUGAACAAGUACAAAAAAAAGAAGAUUAUCUGCAAAAUUGUAUAAUGAAAUAUGAUAAUUUACAAAAAGAAAAAGAGCAAUAUAUUAAACAAAUGGAAGAAGAAGUAGAUGAAGAAAUAUUAAUGAUAACAAAAAAAUAUGAAAAUGAAAUUGACCAACUCAAAAAAGAUAAAUACGAUUUGAUGGGGAAGUUUAAAUUAUAUGAACAUAUAGAAAGUGAAUUAAAGGAAAAUAUACAAGAGGAAAAGGACAAAUUUAUUAAAAAUAAUAUUACUACUAAGCGAUUACACGAGAAUAUAGAUAAUCUAAAAGUGGACCUAAGCAACCUGAAAGAUAAUAUCGCUAGAAAAGAAAAAGAAAUUGAAUCUAAAAAUUCGGAAAUUAUGAAUUUAAAUAAAAAGAACGAAGAAUUAGAAAAGGUAAAAAUUGUGCUGACCCAAAAAAUAAAAAAUUUAGAAUCUAAUUUAUCUCCAAAAGAAUCUGAGAUAAAAGUAAUGAGAGAAAAAAUAGAUGAAAUGGCUAAAUGUUUUGAAAAUAAUCAUAAGAAAAGAGUUAACCUACAAAUUGAAAUUAAUGAAUAUAAAAUGAAAAUAAAAUUUUUACAUGAUGAUUUAUUAAAUUAUAAUAAAACUAUAAUGAAUUAUGAAAAAAUACUUAAAAAUUUACAAGAUCAUAUUAAAGAAUGUUAUUUACAUUUACAUGAUAAAAAAAUAUUUAAUUCAUCCUUUUUAAAUUUAUAUAAUAAAUUUCAUAAAGUAAAUGAUGUUCAAAAUUAUGAUGCCAAAAAUGUCUUUUCUGAAUAUAUAAGACAAAAAGAAUAUCUAGAAAAUAUGAUUGAAGUUUUAAAAGAUAAAUUACAUAAGGAGACAGAAGCUUUUAGGAAUGAAAAAAUCAAAAUGAUGAAUGAAAACUCAUUACUUUUAAAAGAAAUAAAUGAUUUAAAAAUGGAUUUAAAUUUUCUUAAAUCCGAAUGUCAUGAAGCUCAACUACAAAAUAGAAAAAUGAAAUUUUUAAAAAAACGUAGUGAAAGUAAGGAGAGGAAAAAAGAAAAAAAAGAAAAAAAAGAAAACAAGGAAAAUAACGAAGAAAAAAAUAUAGAUAUACAAUAA